AUGGAAAAUACGAAGCGUCUGAAAAGUCUGGAACUUAUCCUCUGUCGACCUCAAAUCAUCCAACGCAUACUACAUUACCUCACUCUCAACGAGUGGUUGAAUUUCGUGAGUGCUUUUCCCAGUUGGAACUACUGUUUCCCUCACGAAAUCCUCCUUUCUGAAAAUGGCUCACCAACUCUUUUAUUCCUUCUUCGACGACAUCUCAUUCAACAUAUCCGCACACUCCGCCUCACAAGCCCAGGUCCAGUAGCUCAAGGUGGAGCAGUCGGUAGCAUCCAAAAAUGCAUCCUUUCCAACCCUUUUGCAUUCUCGCGUCUUCAACGACUGGACCUUAGUGUCCAGAUGCAACCUAUAGACCGCCUACUAGAAAUAUUCACAACACCCGCUUUCCCUCAACUUCGAUACCUUUCAGUUCGCCCGACAGAACCGGAUUCCAGUGAUAAUUUGUUAACCAGACAAGCCCCAAGCAUCUUCGUCCCCCCACGGCUGGAGGUGAUGAAGUGCCACUUAACGUGUUCCCUAGUAGACGAAAGAGGAGAAUAUAUUCGUGUUCUCUUAAAACUUAUGCAGAACGUCGUUCAUUUAACAGUCUGUGAGAGGAUGGUCGGCAAAACUCCUUGGUCGCAGUAUCUAAGACAGACAGGGCCUUUUAGAAACCUUGAAAGCCUUCAAACUGAUGCUAAGAGCGAUCUGCUCAAUGCCGUGAACGAAAUGCUAUUUAUUAACGAGGCGUCAUUCUUCCCCAAAUUAAGGUCUGUUAACAUCGGGACUAUGUCCAGCCUUAAGACAUUAACAACAUUUAGCAGGAGAUUUUUGAAUCCUCUAGAGAUUGCCUUUUCUGGAUUUGGGCAGCCAACAGAAGGGAUGUCAUCGGCCGCGAGUAAUCAAGUAAUUCAAGUUGGCCGCAGCAUCCCUGUCGGAAGGGGGUUGCUCAAGCUUGAGCUUAUUUUCUUUCCCGAUAACAUAAAUUACUCCACUUCUUCAGCGGUUUCCCUUAUGAGUCAAUUCGGUCACCCAGUUUCGACCUUAGUCGUGACCGUGCAGCAUUUGGUAAUACCCGAAAGCCACAUCGAAUAUAUCGAUUUCCUAAGGCGAUUUAAGGCUCUUUGUCGCGAACACUUAUUUCCGGUCCUUAAACGUUCAAAGCCUUCACUGAAGGCACUUGAGCUUCCUGUCGAGUUAAUCGAUUCUAGAAGCGUUGAUGCAGACUUUGAAGCAUUCUUGGUUUUCCAGCGUGGAAUGUACCCUUCAAUAAAAUCUGUUUCAAUCACAUCUCCACCAACCUUCCCCUUCUGCAACCGAUCCAGGUGGCACUCCUGUCAUUGCCUCGAUACUAUUCCGCAUACACUGCCAUUAAAAAAUAUCUGUGGGCUUUUCUGCAGUCUUGAAGAACUUGUCCUUGCAUCGGACAGCCACCUAGACCCAGAUGACCUAAGGGAGGUUGCACAUGUUUGUCCUGAGCUGAAACGUCUUUAUAUCUAUCGAUGGCCGGUUUCUAUGGAGACGCAUGCUCUAGCUAUCCAGGAAAUCCUCUUAUCCUGCAGUUUGGAAGUACUUUGCUUAGUUGUUGACUCAUUGCGAAUUCAGAGUGGACCAAAUGCACGUCUACUUUGCCCGCGUUCGUGGACCCUGAAAUACCUCUAUAUUGAUUGCAUCUAUCAGCCUUUUCUAAGCAAGGAGGAGUUUGGUCAAUUAGUCAGGUGGCUGCCGAAGGCAAAUUGGAUUACCAUUGCAAAUCGUGAGGCCUCUAGAUGUCUGGAAUUUCGUCGGAGCAGGACGGCAGAAACAAUUUGUGAAAUGCGGCUGGACUCAGGCCGGCGAGGGAAGGAGCCAAGGUCAUUCGCACCAGAACUCUACGACGUUGUUUGGAAGGGAGAAGAAAAGAUGAAGUAUUUCGUUGCUGAAUGGUGCCACCCUUGUGAAGCCUAG
Messenger RNA from Mesocestoides corti, 1929 nucleotides. Lineage: Eukaryota; Metazoa; Platyhelminthes; Cestoda; Cyclophyllidea; Mesocestoididae. The record is from the annotation of a GenBank genome assembly.